Penicillium verrucosum is the source of this 222-nucleotide messenger RNA. RefSeq lists its product as uncharacterized. The transcript is spliced from 3 exons. NCBI's taxonomy places the organism in Eukaryota, Fungi, Ascomycota, Eurotiomycetes, Eurotiales, Aspergillaceae. The record is from RefSeq and is a predicted model, not a curated record. Bases 1 to 222 code for a protein of 73 amino acids.
AUGGAUUGUCAGGUUCCACGCCCUCCAGGUCCGGUUAAAGGACCCACAGAUGAUUAUCAGCGCAGAAUACGAGGAGAAGAAGAGGGCACAGAGACCUCCGUGAAUGUCUCUCUAGCAAACAAUGCCACCACCACCGAUGGCACCACCACUACUCCCUCCAACGAUGCUGUUAAUGACGAGAUGCCCACCCCUCGCCUAGCAAUCCUUUGCGACAGCCCGUAG